Molecule: messenger RNA, 1344 nt
Organism: Pisolithus orientalis
Lineage: Eukaryota; Fungi; Basidiomycota; Agaricomycetes; Boletales; Pisolithaceae
Product: glycosyltransferase family 50 protein
Exons: 4
Coding region: 1-1344 (447 amino acids)
Biological process (GO): GPI anchor biosynthetic process
Cellular component (GO): glycosylphosphatidylinositol-mannosyltransferase I complex; membrane
Molecular function (GO): GPI mannosyltransferase activity; alpha-1,4-mannosyltransferase activity
Source: RefSeq, a predicted model, not a curated record
AUGGUCAACGCCAGCUGGCAGAAGUACACUCCACCCUUUUGGUCUACUCUCGUCGCGUCCGCGAUUUUGAGAGUGGGACUGAUUUCCUACAGCGAAUGGCAUGAUGCCCACUCCACCGUGAAAUACACGGACGUCGACUACCGCGUCUUCAGCGACGCUGCGCGAUUUUUGCUUCAACCAAACGGGACCCAGCUGGACAAUAUAGCCAGAGGCCCGAUAGCGAGGCGAUUAGGCUUGUCCAGUCCUUACACUCGUGAAACGUACCGGUACACGCCGUUGUUAGCACUAUUGCUGCUACCCAACGAGCUGUUGCACCCAUCGUUCGGAAAGUACCUGUUUGCUGCAUGCGACCUUGGCACCAAAUCACCAGCCUCACUGCUAGGAAAUAAGUCGCGGACGACUGUUAAACCACAGGAAGCAUCUCAGAAUAUCGAGGAACGCAGUGCUAUGGCAAGCUUCCUCGCUGGGACCCACCUCCUAAAUCCUUUGGUUUUCAGUAUAUCAACGCGCGGUUCCUCCGAGUCCAUUCUAUGCACAUUCAUCCUCCUCACACUUUAUUUUGCGCUGAAGCGUUGGUGGGACACUGCUGCCAUUUUACUAGGUGUAAGCACCCAUUGGAAAAUAUACCCCGUCAUUUAUGGUGUUAGUUGUAUCGCCACUAUCGCAUCGCAGACGCGGAGGGCAGACCAGGGCCACCGACUCUUACGGGGACUUUUUGGCAAAGAAAGCAUGCGCUUUGCGAUUAUCAGCGCGUCUACGUUCUUUGCUUUAGGCGCCAUUUGCUAUGCAUUAUGGGGGUACCCGUUUCUACAUGAAGCAUUCCUCUAUCAUAUGCACCGACUGGACCACCGGCACAACUUUUCGCCGUAUUUUUAUCUCACGUAUCUGACUUAUCCAGGGCAAGGCGGUGGAGACUUGUUGGAGAUUCCGCUAUGGCGUCGAUUCCUUCGCUCCCCACUCAUAAGUCUUAUCCCACAGCUCACUCUCUCCUUGGGUCUCGGUAUCCUCUUCGGCCGGCAACCAGUAGAUCUUCCAUUCGCGUGGUUCGCGCAGACUUAUGCUUUCGCGCUGUUUAACCGUGUCUGCACUUCUCAGUAUUUCUUAUGGUACACCCUGCUUCUCCCGUUGAUUGCUCUACGCAUUCGGUCACCGUGGCUUUGUGGAGUCGUUUGGGCUGGAACACAGGCCUUGUGGCUUGCAGGAGCAUACAGACUCGAGUUUCUAGGGGAGAACGCAUACUUUAGUCUUUGGCUGAGGGGUUUAGUUUACCUGGCCGGUCAUACAUGGGUGUUGGCGAAGGUCAUCGACGACUACGCCGUGGGUGCUUCGUAUACUGGUACGUAG